Molecule: messenger RNA, 1137 nt
Organism: Aspergillus ochraceoroseus IBT 24754
Lineage: Eukaryota; Fungi; Ascomycota; Eurotiomycetes; Eurotiales; Aspergillaceae
Product: threonine aldolase GLY1
Exons: 3
Coding region: 1-1137 (378 amino acids)
Biological process (GO): glycine biosynthetic process; L-threonine catabolic process
Cellular component (GO): cytosol
Molecular function (GO): L-allo-threonine aldolase activity
Source: RefSeq, a predicted model, not a curated record
AUGACUUCUCCGAACGGGGCUAAUGGCAAACCAAGUACAUGGCAGGGCGCUGGUGCAGCCGAAUUUGAUCUGAGAAGUGACACCAUGACCAAGCCAACUCCAUCAAUGCUGGAGGCAAUCUGCCAAACGACCCUUUUGGAUGAUGUGUUUGAGGAAGACCCAGUGACUAAUGACUUACAGAGCUACGUGGCUCAGCGUACGAAUCAUGAAGCCUCCUUGUUGGUCAUGUCAGGAACCAUGGGUAAUCAAGUAGCCAUCCGAACCCACUUGGUUGAGCCUCCGUACUCAAUCGUUUGUGACUAUCGCGCACACAUCAUUUGCUACGAGGCUGGUGGCGUUAGCAUGUGGACAGGAGCUACUGUUAUACCUGUUAUGCCUAAGAAUGGCAGCUAUCUCACUCUAGAAGAAAUCAAGAAACAUACGGUGCUCAGCGAUGACGUGCACGCCUGCCCCACAAAACUGAUCAGCUUGGAGAACACUCUGGGGGGUGCAAUUAUGCCUCUUGAGGAAACUCGCAAGAUCUCCGAGUGGGCACAUCAAAAUGGGAUCAAGGUGCAUCUGGACGGAGCCAGACUGUGGGAAGCCGUUGCUGCUGGGGCCGGAAGCCUGACGGACUUUACCAGUCUUUUCGAUAGCGUGAGCUUGUGUUUCUCCAAGGGCUUAGGUGCACCAAUCGGCAGUAUUGUGAUUGGGUCCAAGGCAUUUAUCAAGAAGGCGCGAUGGUUCCGCAAGUCUAUCGGAGGUGGUACUCGUCAAGCGGGAGUGAUAGCCGCGGCCGCCAGAGUUGCUCUGGACGAGACUUUUGGAACAGAUCCCUAUGGUCAGCAGGGAAAACUACGCGAAACACAUAGCAAAGCAAACCGAAUUGCCGAGAUGUGGACAAGUCGUGGUGGCAAGCUGGAUUUUGCUGUGGAGACUAACAUGGUCUGGCUGGAUGUCGAAGCAGCUGGCUUGGGUCCCAACGAUCUCUCAGAGAUUGGAAGCGAGAAGGGCUUGAAAUUACUAGGAAAUAGGAUUGUGGUUCACUACCAGGUGUCUGAGGAAGCUCUUAACCGGCUGGAGCAAGUUUUCGAUGUCGCUAUGAAGGGGCAGUACCAGCGAAGUGCGGAUACGAGCAAGGCUUACGGCAGCAGAUAG